Molecule: messenger RNA, 1305 nt
Organism: Ilex paraguariensis (yerba mate)
Lineage: Eukaryota; Viridiplantae; Streptophyta; Magnoliopsida; Aquifoliales; Aquifoliaceae
Source: the annotation of a GenBank genome assembly
AUGGGUUCCUUUUUCUUUCUACCUGCCUCCAGAUUGCUUGGUUAUGAAGGAAUGGAAGUUAUAAACCCAGAAGGUGGAAAAGAAGAUGCUGAGGAGGAAGCUCAAAGAGGAAGAUGGAAUCAGGAGGAUCGCGACAGUUACUGGAAAAUGAUGCGGGAAUAUGUAGGGUCUGAUAUAACAUCAAUGGUGACACUUCCGGUAUUUAUAUUUGAGCCGAUGACGAUGCUUCAAAAAAUGGCAGAGUUAAUGGAAUACUCCCACAUUCUAGAUCAGGCUGAUGAAUGUGAAGAUCCCUACAUGCAGUUGGUAUAUGCUUCAUCAUGGGCUAUAUCUGUCUACUAUGCCUACCAACGCACCUGGAAGCCUUUUAACCCCAUCCUUGGUGAGACUUACGAAAUGGUCAACCAUGAUGGGAUUACAUUCAUUGCUGAACAGGUGAGUCAUCAUCCUCCAAUGAGUGCUGGACAUGCUGAAAAUGAACAUUUUACAUAUGAUGUGACAUCAAAGUUGAAGACUAAAUUUCUGGGGAACUCUGUUGACGUCUAUCCUGUUGGAAGAACACGUGUGACUCUUAAACGAAAUGGCGUGGUCCUGGAUUUAGUUCCACCUCCUACAAAGGUUAACAAUUUGAUUUUUGGAAGAACGUGGGUUGACUCACCAGGGGAGAUGAUUAUGACAAAUUUGACUACAGGGGACAAAGCUGUGCUCUGUUUUCAACCAUGUGGCUGGUUUGGAGCUGAUCGAUAUGAAGUGGAUGGCUAUGUGUAUAAUGCUUCCGAGGAACCUAAGAUAUUGAUGACUGGAAAAUGGAAUGCAUCAAUGAGUUAUCAACCUUGUGACAUGGAAGGGGAACCUCAAAUAGGGUCAGAACUCAAAGAGGUUUGGCAAGUUGCUACUGCUCCAGAAAAUGACAGAUUUCAGUAUACAUAUUUUGCCCAUAAAAUAAACAGCAUUGAAACCGCACCCAGGAAAUUGUUGGCAUCGGAUUCUCGUCUGCGUCCUGAUAGACAUGCACUUGAGAAAGGUGAUUUAUCAAAAGCUGGUGCCGAGAAGAGCAGUUUGGAAGAAAGACAGAGAGCUGAAAAGAGAAAUAGGGAAGCGCAAGGCCAUCAGUUUAAUCCAAGAUGGUUUGAUAAAACUACUGAAAUCACAACAACACCUUGGGGAGACUUGGAAGUCUAUCAGUACAAUGGCAAAUACACUGAACAUCGGGCUUCUAUUGAUAGCUCCCAUAGCAUUGAUGCAGAUGAUGUCAGAUCAACAGAGUUCGACCCAUGGCAGUGUGGUAAUUUGUCUGCAGAAUGA